AUGUUCCUCAACACUCGCUCCCUCUUUGUGUGGUGCCUUGCUGCUUUGCUGGAAGCAGAGGCUGCUUCAGUCUCCUCCAAGCCAAAGUCAAUUGUCCUUUCGGAGUCAGCACCCAGCAAUGCUGGCAUUCCCUUGGACUCGUUUGUGUCAUACUCCUUUGAGCUUUCUUCUUGGCCCGACUUUGCUGGUAAGAUUAACCUAGAUAUUGCCAUCUUCGAUGCAUCCCAGAAGACUGGUCUUCUCGGUAUAGUUCGUCCAAACAUCUCCAGCGAUUAUCCGACCAUCAUCACAAUCGGCCCUUCCUUCUUUGAGUCCUACAAGACCAUGCCCAAAGGAACAAAAUACAGCCAUGGCUUCAACUUGGGCGCGAAUUCCUCCGCCGCUAGAACAGCUACUUUCGCUUCUGCCGCCUAUGCCUGCAAAGCAAUCGGCAGUGACUUGGCUUACUGGGAAUACGGCAACGAACCUGACCCUUUCGUCUCCUCCGGCUACCGCCCGCACAACUACACCGAAGCCGCGUACGUGGAAGAAUGGCUCAAUGGCACCACGGCAAUAUCCUCCGCCGUCAAAGCAGCAUGCCCUUCCCUCGCCAACACAAAAUUCAUGGCCCCUAGUUUCGCAGGCGUGGGUCCCGCAAAUGACUUCUUCACCUUGGAUCCGGUAUUAGCUUGGAAGAACGGAUUGGACCAAAACGACAAUAUCGGCUUGAUCUCUUCGCAUAAUUAUAUGGGUGUUUCUACCAGUCCGGGGAUUACUUUGCAGGGGACCUUGAUGAAUCACACCAAUGUUGUUGCUAAAGCUGGAGACCAACUCAGGGAGUGGGCGGCUAUCAAGGCUCUGGGCAAUGGUUUGGAUCCUGAUGUGCCGUUUAUCCUUGGUGAACACAAUUCGCUGGCGAGACAGGGACGUCCCGGACUUUCCAACAGUUUUGGCGCUGCGUUGUGGGGUGUUGAUUGGAAUGUCUAUCUUGCAUCUCAGAACAUCAGUCGUUCGCAUAUGCAUCAAGGAACCAAUUAUCGCUAUCAAUCCUGGCAACCCAUCCAAACAAACCUCACCACCAUCGGCACAAAACCACCUUACUACGGCAACCUUGCCGUCGCAGCUAUGAUGGCAAAACCUCACCCUUCCUCCCUGCUGAAAAUAACCCACCUCCCUGCUUCUUCGGCGAACAAUUCUUUCUACACCGCCCACAUCGACAAAACACUCACUCGUCUCCUCAUCGUCGACCUACACACCUACAACACCACCGCAAACAAUUACACCACUUCCUUCCCUCGUCCCGUGGAAAGCCAUACUUUCCAACUACCUGCUUGUUGUAGAGGUGGUGCGGUGCAUAGAUUGGUCGCUAAUGGGAGUGAUGCUGUUACGGGAAUCACUUGGGAUGGAAAUAGUUAUAAUUAUGAAUUGGCGGAGGGGAAACCUGUUAGGCAGGGGAAUGUUACUUGUGGGGAGAGGGUUAAGAUCGAUAGGAAAGGGGUUGUGAGAUUGGAUGUCGAGUGGAGUAGUGCUGUUGUUGUUACGUUGGAUUGUUGAUGAGGAGGGCGAAUAGAAAGGAAAGCAGAGGUCGAGGAAAGUGGAUUAGGGAUGAGUAAAUUUUUGCAAAUCUCCUUUUGAUUGAAAGAUG
Aureobasidium pullulans EXF-150 is the source of this 1624-nucleotide messenger RNA. RefSeq lists its product as uncharacterized. The record is from RefSeq and is a predicted model, not a curated record. The coding region runs from base 1 to 1533 and encodes 510 amino acids. The transcript has 3 exons. Lineage: Eukaryota; Fungi; Ascomycota; Dothideomycetes; Dothideales; Saccotheciaceae.